This is a messenger RNA of Dermacentor albipictus, 924 nucleotides long. RefSeq lists its product as uncharacterized. Lineage: Eukaryota; Metazoa; Arthropoda; Arachnida; Ixodida; Ixodidae. The record is from RefSeq and is a predicted model, not a curated record.
UACCGACUGACGACGUACUUCAGCCGGGCCAGCUCUGUCGAGCGUCGAGUAUUCUGUCGUCGAGUGGAGCUGCCAGCCUUCCAUGCGAACGGCUGCACGUGGUGCGUGUGUCAGAGGAAGUGUGGAGCACCGACCGAACGGCCAAUGACGGCAUGAUCUGUCGCAAGUGGCAGCCCUUCUGCGGCCUGACUGCGCCGAACAAAGCGGUGCUCCUUAUCGCCGCCGUUUCUGGAGCGCUGUCUAUGGCCGGGUCCCUGGCCGCCUUCCUACGGAUCCUGGUGGCCUCCAGUGACAGCCGCAUCAACCCCGACUACCAAGGGUCGGUGAAAGUGAACACAAUGCUAUUCCUGUUUCCUUGUAUAUAUUGCCUCUUGAGGACUUCGACUUGCGUUCUUCUCAUCUGGGGAUCAAAGAUCGAACGUGCCCAGCUCGUGCUUCCCUGGGUAGUUACCGCCAUUGUCGACCUCGUGCUUUGCGUCGUCGGCAUGGUCGUGCUUGGAAUCGCCGCUACGGAGAAUGGUGCCCAGAUCUUUGGAGACGGCUACUCCGAGUGGUUCGCCAGUGGGGCUGGGCUCUGCGCUUUGCUUUUCCUUUUAAUGGUGUACUUCGUGAUCUGCGUGAUGUCGUACUUCGAAGACCUGCUCAAGAAGCCUAACACAAACUUUUUCAAGGGCCCCAGAUGGAACGCAGUAAAACGCGAAUGGGGCCACAAGGAGACCGCGGCGCGCGCUACCGUGAACACUGCCUUCGAGGCAGCCUGAGCCGUGCGGCCUAAACACUGCGGGAAUCUCAAGUGGCGGAGAGACGCAAGCUGCCACGCACCGUCAUCAUCUCUCGACGACCCCCCUCCACAUGGCCCGAGGGGGAAUGUCAUACCCGAUUGCUUAAAAAAUUGUGAAAAAAAAAAAGCAUUUCCAACCUCCA